This is a messenger RNA of Calypte anna (Anna's hummingbird), 1340 nucleotides long. It is a transcript of the gene TMEM267, whose product is annotated as transmembrane protein 267. The record is from RefSeq and is a predicted model, not a curated record. Bases 346 to 993 code for a protein of 215 amino acids. The transcript has 4 exons. NCBI's taxonomy places the organism in Eukaryota, Metazoa, Chordata, Aves, Apodiformes, Trochilidae.
CCUUUUUUCCCCGGGCCGCGGCGCCGGAGCUCGGGGCUGGGCGGACUCGCUCCUUCUCACGGGGCAGCGGCGGCUGCCGCGGCCGCGCUUCAGGAUGGGACAAAUGACACUUGGUCUUACCUGCACUGGACUGGGCAGACUUCAGAAAGCAUACAGGCUCAACACUGAGUAUAAACCACAUUUGCUACUGGCAUAAGACAGCUGCAAUGGAAAAAAUGUCCUCUAGUCUGAGGACAUGUUUGAUUGAAUACUGGUGUGAAUUUUAAAAGAAAAACUGAUGAUACAAAGGACAAUGUGCAGUGUGUAUGCUGAUGACAUUUUGUGUGCUGUGACAUAGUUUUUGCCAUGGCAUCUGAGACUGAAAAGGCCCAUGCUCUUCUUCAGACUUUCAGCACAGCUUCAGUUAUUUCUAGUCUAUGUUUGGGAAUAUUCUGCUUUGUAGCAGACAGACUUCUGCAGUUUUCCUUCAUUCAGCAAAGUGACUGGCUCCGAGCUUUCUCUGAUAAUGCAGUGCAUGGUCUACUGGGAAUGUGGUCCUGGGCAAUAGUGAUUGGACUCAGGAAGAAAAGUGACUUCACUGAGGCUGCCCUGGCUGGCUUCCUCGCCUCUGUCAUUGAUGUGGACCACUUCUUUCAUGCUGGCUCCCUGUCAUUAAAGGCUGCUCUGACUCUUCCACGGAGACCACUUCUUCAUUGUUCUACUGUGAUUCCUGUUGCAGCUCUGACAUUAAAGUUCAUCAUGCACCUUUUCAGGCUUAAGGAUUCAUGGUGUUUUCUUCCUUGGAUGUUGUUCAUAUCCUGGACUUCUCAUCACAUCCGUGACGGGAUUCGUCAUGGCCUCUGGAUCUGCCCAUUUGGAAAAACUCCUCCUUUGCCAUACUGGCUGUAUGUGGCAAUUACAGCAUCUUUACCUCAUCUGUGUUCAUUUAUUAUGUAUUUAACAGGCACUAGAGAAUUGAUGUCUAUAAAACAUGGAAUCCGCAUAGAUGUAUAAGAAUGAUUUGUUGUUGUUGAAGGUUGUUUGUAUUAGCACUUAAAAUAAGCCAUUUGUUUACUGCUGAAGUGGUUUCCUUAUGUUUCCUACGACUUCCAAGUUAGGCAUCUUAAGCCUGUGGAACCAGUUACAGCUCCUGUGCCAGUUCUCUGUAGUGAUAGAGACCUAUUUAAUGAAUGGUAGUAAAUUUAUAUCUUACAUUCCCCUGGUAAAACGUGGUCUUCUGAUACUGUUCAUGCAUAGGUAGCUGGAGAGGCACUUUUUACAAGGAUGUGUGGCACUAGGACAUGGGGGAAUGUGUAUUUAAACUGAAAGAAGGGAGAUUUAGAUUAGAUGUUAGGAAGAAA